Molecule: messenger RNA, 1368 nt
Organism: Schistosoma haematobium
Lineage: Eukaryota; Metazoa; Platyhelminthes; Trematoda; Strigeidida; Schistosomatidae
Exons: 5
Coding region: 275-1015 (246 amino acids)
Source: RefSeq, a predicted model, not a curated record
GUAACAGAUAGUUCACUUCAUGUAGAUGAAUUAAGUACACAACGAAUUACUGGUCUUGGUAAUUUUCGUCAGUUAGCUGGUGUACCAAUUUGUGGUUCAAGUCAACCAGAUACAAAUGGUAUUAUUAAUAUACAUAAUGUAUUAACAAAAGCAUAUUGGAAUAUAUCACUAAAAAUAUAAGACCAGUUGUACAUGAAUUAAAUACUAGUAAAAAGGUUCAGAGAAAUCAUCAAAUGGUAAAGAGGUAAAUAGUUAUGCAGUUAUAAUACCCCAAAUGAUAUGGAUAUGUCUACGUGAUGAUUAUGUAGUUAAAUAUUCAGGUGAAACAUGUAGUUGGAGAGAAAAAUAUAAACCAGAAGAUUCAAUAACAUUACGUGGAGCUAAUGGAAUGGAACUUGAGGAAAUGGAACAAAAAUUUGCUAAUUCAAUCAGUAAAAUAAAACCUCCAUGUAAAUUAUUCAAAUUAAAUGAUAAUGGGAAAUUAUCAAUAAUUAAUAUUGAGUCAACUGAUCAACAACUUGAAUUAUUAAGUUUAAAACAAAUGUUUAAACAAGCAUUUAAUAUGGUGAAUACAAUAAAUUCAUCAGUAUCAUCGUCGUCUAAUAAUAUUAAUAAUAAUAAUAAUAUGGAGGUAUCAUCAAUUCACAGCACACUGAUUGAUAAAGUACCUAAUUCCUAUGCAAUUUAUUUGAAUGAACAUGCUAAAUAUCACCGUGUUCCGUUGCCAAAUUAUGGUCAUCCACCUCCACCGAUUUUUGACGACAUAUUACGCCUAAUGUUGAAUAAUGCUCGUGGUCUUUUAGCCAGUGCAAAUACGUGUCUUUCAUUAAAACACGCUUGCAGUGGUUUAAAUCAACCAAAUAAAUCAGCAAGACAAUCCAUUUUUAAUUCAACUAAUAAAGAUGACUUACAAUUACCAAGUCCAUCAGAUACAUUAUUAAACAAUGUGCCUGUAACAAAUCUAAUAUUUUUUGUGAAAAUGGUCGUGAACGAACAAGUUUGGCUAUGGCUAUAGCUGGGCUUAUUCAUUGCCAUUUAUUUGGAUUUAUGUUUGGCUAUCGAGCUGAAGAAGAAGAACGUAUUUCAUUACGUGAUGCAAAAUACACCAAGGGCGAGUUUAUUAUUAUAAAAAAAUUGAUUCGUAUGUUGCCAAGAGGUCAUCAAAUAAAACGUGAAGUUGAUUAUGUAUUAGAUAAAUGUUAUGAAUCUAUGUCAAUGAUGCAUUUUCAUACAAGAGAAGAAAUUUACUUUACUUAUGUUAAAGCAAGAGAUGAAAAUGAUCCAGAAAAGAAAUUAAAACUACGUAAAAGAAGUUUAGCCUAUUUGGAACGAUACUUCUUUCUAAUUCUCUUCAAUGCAUACCUUCAU